GCUGCUCGGUAGAAGACUGUCAAAGAGUGUAGUUGCUGUUUUUUUUGGCAGAUGCUUUUGACGAGAAACAAUGGACGAAUCAUUAUCAACCCACAGGAGCAAACGUCAAAAAGUAGACAAAACAGGUCGAUUGUCUGCUCUUGAACGGUUUAAACAGCUAAAAGGCAGUAAAAACAAGUACGAGGUCAAUGAUAUAGACAAUAUCUAUGAUGAGGUUGAGGAAUCAGAAUAUAGCAAAACUGUUCUCAAGAGGCAGUGCGAUGAUUGGAUUGUUGAUGAUGGUGGAGGUUCAGGCUAUGUGGAAGAUGGCCGUGAAAUCUUUGACGACGACUUGGAUGAUGAAAGCGUCCAAAAAGCAUCUAAGAAUCAUGAUCAUACCAAAGGGCCACGUAAACGUAAGCGAGAAGCUGAUACAAAAAAACCAAGUAGUAGCAUCACUAGCAUGUUUUCUAGUAUGGCUAACAAAAAGAAAGCCAGUGAUAGAAUCACGGAUGAAAACGAUGAUUUCCUUGGUGAUCUUAUGUUAGAACUGGACAGAGAUAAGAAGGGCUCGGAAAAUGAGAAACAAACGCCGAGAUUUAACAAGUUUGCUGUAAAGAAGCCACCUACUGAGAUCGAUGAUAACAAACUAUUUGCAAAUAUGAUAAAAGAGACAGCAAAACCAAAACAAAAAACUCUCUUAGAUGAUUUAGAUGACCAGAUCCUUUAUGACAAACCAGAUCGAACACCGAAACCAAAGAUCAAGCAUACUGAAAUUCUAGAUUCACCACUGAAUAAAGAUGAAAUUAACCGGUUGAAACCCAAGAUCAAGCAUAUUGAAAUUCUAGAUUCACCAUUGAACAAAGAUGAAAUAAACGUUCUCAAAACAACCAAAAUUUCUGAACCUACUGAUUCCAUAAUGGAAGCGGAAAGCCUGGAUUUCGAUGAUGAUUUUGGAGCUGAUGAUUUCUCGACUGCUGCAUCAUCUAUUUGCACUUCAACUAGCACCGUCAAAAAUUCAAAAUCAUUAUUUAAUAGCACUGCAAGUUCAGUGAGGCAGAGCAUGAACAGCGCUGAUAUUACUAGCGAGAGUACUAAUGGAGAAGAUUUGAAUCAAUAUAUUGGAGAUAUCUCCGACAUUGACUUUGGCAACACCGAGAUGGACACAUCGGUGACGCAGCCAGUCAACACAUCUCAAAUGUGGAAAGAGAAAGACGCAGACAAACACGACGAGAACAUAUUCGCGAAAAUCUGGGAAGUCGAGUUUACGCAAGUAUCAAAGUUAAUCUCGUCAAAAAUAUCAGUCACGGAAGAUAAACCUCUUCCGCUGCCAACGAUAACGAAUGAAGCUGGUGAAAAGAUCUUUCGGUUCUUUUGGUGGGAUGCUUUUGAAGAUGCCUAUAAGCAACCUGGUGUGGUUUACCUCUUUGGUAAAGUUUUCGUGAAGAGCUUGAACGAAUAUGUUUCGUGCAGUCUUGCUGUCAAAAAUAUACCGAGAAGGAUAUAUCUGCUGCCGAGGGAGACUGCGAGAAAAAUAGAAGAUGACGAUUACGAUGACGAGAUCAACUUUGGCGAUAUCCACACAGAGUUCAAUGAACACCUAAAAGCUUUGAGAAUUGACGAAUUCCGUUAUCGUAAUGUUAAAAAGAAGUACGCCUUUGACCGCCCUGAAACACCAUUUGAAACUGAAUACCUCGAGGUGCGUUACCCCGCGAAAUAUCCUCCCAUAGAUCCUAAUUAUUCGAGCAAACUCAUCGAGGCAGUGUUUGGUACAUCUGUCAAUGCUUUGGAAUUACUUUUGAUCGAGAGAAACAUCAAGGGACCAUGUUGGUUGGACGUUAAAGCUGCUGUGCCGGCUAGUAAUCCCUACAGUUGGUGCAAGGUUCAGGCAAACUGUUUGAAACUGGAGCUUGUCACAGUGACACCUCAGCAACUCUCCUUGAUACCACCAGUAUCCAUAGCCACAUUAAACAUUCAAGUAUCUUUGGACCCUAAACAACAGAAGAAUGAAAUCGCAAAUAUUGGUAUGUUACUUCAUCAUAAAUUUCAACUAGAUAAAGCUCCGCCGAAGCCGCCGUUUGAAACACAUUAUUGCUUGGUUACGCAUCCAAAAUGCACUGGCUGGCCAAUGAAAGCUCGCGACCACCUUGCCAAAAUUCAGCAAACUAAAGUAAUAGUUUGUGAAACAGAACUCGAGUUGUUAGAACGUUUCUUAGAGAUACUUCGUACUUCCAAUCCAGAUAUAAUUGUUGGUUAUGACAUUGGUUUUCAAUUUGAGGUCCUUAUGAGUAAAAUUUAUGAACUCAAAGUUAGAAACUGGAGCGUUGUUGGCAAACUCAGACGUGCUGCGCCGACUUACAACAAGGGGAAAAUGAUGUUCGGGCAAAUCUUUUGCGGUCGUCCGAUUUGCGAUAUUACCAACUCAGCAAAAGAGCUGAAUUUGAAAGUCAGGAGUUAUGAUCUCACUUCACUCUGUGUUGCUGUAUUAAACAAAAAAGAAUACGAAUGUAAAGAAAUCAAACCAGAGGACUGUUCUAAAUUCUAUAUAUCUACAGAAAAACUAGAAAAUCUUAUCCAAACGACUAUGGUUGAAGCUUCGUACAUACUUUCUAUCGUAAUUGAGCUAAACAUUCUCCCUUUAGCAUUGCAAAUAACCAACAUCGCUGGUAACACAUUGUCAAGAACGUUGUCAGCUGGUAGAGCGGAAAGAAAUGAGUUUUUACUCCUUCACGCGUUCUAUAACAAAGGUUACAUUACACCAGACAAAAGGUCGAUGAAGAAGAAGGACGAUAAUGAAGCUAAGGCUAACAAGAAGAAACCUCAGUAUGCUGGUGGUUUAGUUUUAGAGCCAAAAAAGGGAUUGUACGAUACAUUGAUUCUGUUGAUGGAUUUCAACUCAUUGUAUCCGAGUAUUAUCCAAGAAUUUAAUUUGUGCUUUACUACGGUGUCUGGCGCUGCUUUUGCUCCUCUUGAGGACUUAGCAUUACCGGAAUCGUCAGUCGACGCCGGAAUUAUACCAACAGAAAUCCGUAAACUCGUCCAAAGUCGAGUUGAAGUGAAGAAGUUAAUGAAAGCACCAAAUCUCACACCCGAGUUAAAAAUGCAAUAUAACAUUCGUCAAUUGGCUUUGAAACUCACAGCCAACUCGAUGUACGGUUGCUUAGGAGCAACUCACUGUCGUUUCUAUGCCAAAGGUCUUGCUGCACUUGUUACUAUGAAAGGUCGUGAAAUUCUACAGAGCACCAAGUCCCUCGUUGAGAAGGCUAAUUACGAUGUAAUCUAUGGUGACACCGAUUCAAUAAUGAUAAAUACAAACAUCGUGGAGUACGACCAGGUGUUUAAUAUCGGCAAGGAGAUUAAAAAAGAAGUCAACAAGAUGUACAAGAAGGUCGAGCUUGACAUUGAUGGUGUUUUCAAAAAGCUUCUACUGUUGCAGAAGAAAAAAUACGCAGUGCUUACAAUGACGAAACUACCGAAUGGACAAAUACAAACGAACAAAGAACUCAAAGGUUUAGAUAUUGUCAGGAGGGAUUGGUGUGGUCUCGCCUGUGACAUCGGAAAUCAAGUCAUUGAUCAACUAUUGAGCGAUGAAAGUAGCGAGACUCGUAUCAAUAAUAUCUUCGAAACACUGCAAAAUAUCGGUAAUAGUUUGCGCGAGGGAAAACUUCCUUUAUCUUGUCUUGUAAUUACCAAACAGUUAUCGAAGAAUCCAAAUGAAUACGGUGGUGAUAAGAAGCAGUCGCACGUUACUGUCGCGUUGAGACUUAACGAGAGUGGUGGUCGUAAAUGGAAAGCUGGCGAUACGGUUCCUUAUAUCAUUUGCCUGGACAAUACAGAUAAAUCGGCACAUGAAAGGGCUUAUCACAUUGAAGAAUUCAAAAAGAGUAACAAGUUAAAAGUAGACGUCAAUUACUAUUUGUUGAAUCAGAUACACCCUGUCAUCAUGAGAAUUUGCGAGCCUAUCGAGGGUAUCGACGAUGUCGUACUUGCUCAAUGUUUAGGGGUCGCAGAUUUAUACAAACCAAGAAAAGUCUAUUCGAAUCAAGAGGCAGGCGAGGUACCGCUUUGCGUUCAAGAUAACCGCUUCGAUAAAUGCCACCCGUUUAGGUUCACUUGUAGAAAUGAAAGCUGCAAAACUGAGAUGGAAAUCAAGACUGUUCUUACCGAAAUUGAUGGUGUUGUUCGACCAUCGUUAGAAAUGUGUUCAAAUCCUGAGUGUCACAUGGCACCUUGGAAAUAUGCUUUUGCUAUACAAAAUAAAGUUCAGUUGGAUAUUAGAAAGUUCAUUUCGGAGUAUUAUUAUGGCGAAGCCGAGUGCGAGAAUCCUGCUUGUUUAAACACCAUGAGAAGGAUUACUUUGGAUACUGCAGGCUCGUAUCCCAAAUGUUACCAUUGUCUCGAUGGAAAUGUGCACAGAAUUCACAAAGAAACGGAACUAUACAACCAACUUAGCUUUUACCUUCAUCUGUUCACAUUAGAUCAGGCACAUUUGAAAAGUCUGAAGCCAACACCGCAGCGUGAACUAAUUUUCGUGUACGAUCAUCUUAAGGAAUUUAUUGAGAAACAGAUACAGUGCAAUGCUUACUCCGUGGUCGAUCUGACCAAACUCUUCUGGCCAAAUCUCCAAGAAAGCGAUAUUGACGCUUUAACUGUUGUCGAAGAAGUGCCACUUACUGUAGAAAAUUUUAUUGAAGACGACGAAGACAUUGAAGAGAAUGACGAAGAGUAAAUACGGCUGUUAAUUAUUCUAUUAAGUUAUUGCAUAGUUUUAAGGAGUAACAGUAGAAAAAAUGUAAUCUGUAAAGAAAUUCCUUUUUUUUGUGUUUGACAUACUUUUAUACAAAU
This is a messenger RNA of Phymastichus coffea, 4824 nucleotides long. It is a transcript of the gene DNApol-alpha180, whose product is annotated as DNA polymerase alpha catalytic subunit. Gene Ontology annotation, molecular function: pyrimidine nucleotide binding; purine nucleotide binding; DNA-directed DNA polymerase activity. Gene Ontology annotation, biological process: DNA replication; lagging strand elongation; mitotic DNA replication initiation. Gene Ontology annotation, cellular component: alpha DNA polymerase:primase complex. The record is from RefSeq and is a predicted model, not a curated record. NCBI's taxonomy places the organism in Eukaryota, Metazoa, Arthropoda, Insecta, Hymenoptera, Eulophidae. Bases 71 to 4708 code for a protein of 1545 amino acids. The transcript is spliced from 19 exons.